Messenger RNA from Varanus komodoensis (Komodo dragon), 2086 nucleotides. RefSeq names its product tRNA methyltransferase 11 homolog (gene TRMT11). Gene Ontology annotation, biological process: methylation. Bases 19 to 1404 code for a protein of 461 amino acids. The record is from RefSeq and is a predicted model, not a curated record. Gene Ontology annotation, cellular component: cytoplasm. Gene Ontology annotation, molecular function: nucleic acid binding. The transcript has 13 exons. NCBI's taxonomy places the organism in Eukaryota, Metazoa, Chordata, Lepidosauria, Squamata, Varanidae.
AGAGCCGGAGCCGGAGCGAUGGCGCUGCAGAGCGCGGGGCUUACGCGCUAUUUGCUGCUCCUGGCGCAGGACAACUUGGCAUUUCGGCUGCCGGAAAUAGUAUCUUUGGUUUCACUCUGUGGUGGACGAUUAAAAAAUGAACAGGAACUGAGACCGAAUUCUCCAUUUUGGAUUCUUAGCCUGCCCUCAGAAGAGAUGGCAAGAGGACUAAUGAAGCGAACAGUCUGUGCAAAAUCUAUAUUUGAACUGUGGGGUUAUGGGAAAUCUGCAGAAGAACUGUACUCUUCACUGAAGAAUUACCCAGAGAAGAAAAUGGGGCCGUAUUUACAGUCUAACUUGACAUACAAAAUAAUAGUUCAUGCUUUUAACAAAACGUUAACACAAAGUGAGAAGAUUCAAAGGAUAGAUUCUCUAGGAUAUUUACCAUUUCAAGGAAAAGUGAAUUUAAAGAAUCCAGAUCAUAUAUUUUGGUUUCUAGAAGAUUAUGGAAUGGAUUCAAACAAUGUCCCAGAACUGCCUGUUAAUCUAUAUUUUGGGAGAUGGAUUGCCGAUGGGCAAAGGGACCUUAUUGAGUCAUAUAGUGUAAAAAGGAGACAUUAUAUUGGAAACACAAGUAUGGAUGCCUGCUUGGCUUUUAUCAUGGCAAACCAUGGGAAAGUAAAACCAAAUGAUGUCGUGUUUGAUCCAUUUGUGGGAACAGGUGGACUUCUUAUAGCCUCAGCACGCUUUGGAGCAUAUGUAUGUGGAACAGAUAUAGAUUAUAGCACAAUCCAUGGACUGGGUAAAGCUAGCAGAAAGAACCAAAAAUGGAGAGGACCAGACGAAAAUAUCAGAGCCAACCUUCGUCAGUAUGGCUUGGAAAAAUACUACCUUGAUGUAUUCGUUUCUGAUGCAUCAAAACCCAUAUGGAGGAAGGGGUUGCAGUUUGAUGCAAUACUCACAGACCCUCCAUAUGGCAUACGGGAAGCUACUAGAAGAACUGGGUCACACAAAGAAAUGGCUAAAGUGACAGAGAAAGGCACUGAAAAUCACAUUUACAUUUCUUCAAAUUACAACCUGAGUGACAUCCUUUUCGACCUGUUAAAAUUUGCAUCUGAAUACUUGGUGAUUGGAGGAAGAUUGGUCUACUGGCUUCCUGUGUACAAACCAGAAUAUACAGAAGAGAUUAUACCCCAACACCCAUGUCUGAAACUUAUUAGCAACUGUGAACAGACGCUUUCCAGCCACACGUCAAGACACCUGAUAACCAUGGAAAAGGUGAAAGAAUUUGAGGAGGAAGACCGUGAUUCCUGCAUAUUAGAUAGCCAGUAUUUGCCAUACAAAAGUUAUGAUUCCUUUCGUGAGAAAUAUUUCAGUGGAGUGACAAAGAGGAUUGCCAAGGAAGAAAAAGACAGCCAGAAAUGAUUUUUUUAAAAAAGAAAAGAAAAGAUUGAAAACAAAGAACUCACAAGGUUUGCAUUAAAACAUCUGGAUCUCAACAUUAUAUGGAUGCUUCAGAGAACAAAUACUGUUUUUAAUUUUUUUUAAACUCAAAGGAAAAACCACAACAUAAGUUAAGAACAGUUCUUUUUCAUUAACUUUGUUUAUACCAGAUUAUUGCACAAGGUUUUUUGACUCUAAUUUAUUUUUGUACUUCAAGUUCUAAUGAUAAUUGACUACAACCUUUAUCACUAUUAUUCUUUUUAGCUCAUUACCUCUAGGAAAAACUAGUAUUAUUGUUUGGCUGCUUAAACUGUGAACAUCUGGGAAACUUAAAUAGACAUAAUAUAAUGAUUUUUUAAUUAGGAAGAUUGAUUUAAUUUGUUUUCUUCUUUUGUGCGUGUGUGUGUGCACAUAAAAAAUCAGGAAUUGUGAUUUUUAAAAAUUGUGUUGCAUGCAGCAAUAGCAUAUUUCUUGUGGGCAUGUCUAGGGCCAGACCUGUUCAUGCCAUCAAGGAUUCAGAGUCUAAACUUCAUGAGUCUUGUAUCUGGAAUUCACUAGUAUUUUGGACCUACUAUCACUUUCAAUUGCUGCUGCAUCUGACAGACGAUUUUAGAUAAUUUUAAAUGAUUUAGAUAAAUAAAAACAUCAGUAAAAUCUUCUAAAA